AUGAAAAUUAAUAUGAAUUUAUUAAAUAUUUGGUCCAUUUUUGCUCUAUUUUCAUCAAUUGAUGUUGUAUUAGCUACUGUAAAGGUUUCGUCAUCUACAAAUUCCAAAGCAUAUCAUGUUGAUUUAGCCUCAGAUUGGACAACAACUCCAUUAAAUUGUAAUGGUCAACCACAAUUGUAUAAAAUUAAAGAAAUUCAAGUUGGUACGAACAAAAGAACAACUAAUUAUGGAACACCAGAUGUAAAUUGGGCAGUUACAAAUGUUAAUUAUGUGGGAAAUGAUAAUAUAUUCAAAAUUGUAUUUCAAUUCAAAUCAGUUACUAAUCCAGAUACUUUGGAUUCCUUAUUAGAACAUGAUGGUCAUUAUACAUCACUUGAUGUUAAUAUUGAUAAUUUAGGUCAUGAUUAUUUUGAUCAUUAUACCAUUUCAAAAGGACAACAUGAUGGUCCAUUUAAUUCAAUUUUUGAUUAUAGCGCAACUAUUUUAAUUGGAGCCACGGAAUAUGAUGAUGGUUGGUAUUGUUUACCUGAAGAUUUUCAUUUUAGUUAUGAUUUAUAUCCAGGUGUUGUAAAUCAUAAUUGGAAAUAUAAUACUGUUUUUAAAUAUUUUGUUGAAGAUGUUGGUGAUGCAUUAAAUAAAAGAACAAUUAAAAAAGCUGAUAAAGGUUCAGAUGAUAAAUUGAUUUCAAAUUGGUGUUGGAGAGCUCCAGAUUGUGAAAGCUCUAGCUCCACUUCGCUUGCUGCUGAACCAUCUACAAGUUCUACUUCAAUUGCUGCUGAACCUUCGACUAGUUCAAUAUUAGUCACAACUCAAACUACAACUACUGAGAUUAUUACCACAGUCUCAACUCAUACUUCAACAGAUUACCUGUAUGAAACAGAAUAUAAUAUGAUUACUGAAGAUAUCACUACUAUGUUGGUUAACACAUUAACUUCAGAAUCAGUUAUUGUUUUAUUUAAUACUGCUACUUCUUAUUUAACUAGUUUUAUUACAAAUUAUGAUGUUCAAUUAACCACCCUGACAAGUAUUGAAGAAAUUACAAUCACAAGAACAACAGAAGCUGUUAGCACAUUUUUUACAACUCAUAUUGAUGAAGUUUUUGUCACCUCAACACUGGAAAUUAUAACAGAAGUAACUACAACACAUACUGAUGUAGUUAAUGAAGAAAUUGUAAACACAGUAACAAGCACCAUUGAAGUUUUGGAACCAUAUACUGAAACUUUAUAUAUUACAGAAGUCAGUACCAUUAUUGAAAAUCCAACGUUGACAAUUUAUAGCACAUUUGUGGAUACAGUUUUGACAGAAGUUACAUCAACUCAAACAAUUAACGCAGUUACUGAAUUAUUAUCAACUUCAACAAAUGUAAUUACUACUGAUGUUACAGAAACGUUUCAAAUUGAUACUACAACAGAAUUGACAAACACAGUUUAUGAAACUCAAGUAGAAACUAUUUUAUCUACUGUUUUUGAAGAAGUUGUAGAUGUGAUUACAAGUACAUUCACUGAAAUAAUUACUGAAGAAAUUACAACAACCAUUCCAAUUACUGAAUCUCUCAAUGUAUCAUUUUCAUUAGCUGCUGAACCAUCUACUUUUAGUGGAGUGAUUGAACAAGUCAUCUUGACAAGUGUCUAUUUGGAUGAAAUCACAAGCACAGUGUUUAAUACUUACACCGAAGAAAUUUUCACUACUUUGACUAUUGGAGAAACAAUUACAGAGGUUGAAACAUUGAGUUUCACAACUGAGAUAAUUGAAACAGUCACGACAACCGCUGAAUUUAUUGAGACUAUAACUUCCACGGCUGAAUUCAUUGAAUCGGUUACAUCCACAGCUGAAUUCAUUGAAUCGAUUACAUCCACAGCUGAAUUCAUUGAAUUCGUUACAUCCACAGCUAAUUUUAUUGAAUCAAUCACAUCAACAGCUAAUUUUAUUGAAACUAUUGAAACAUCAAACAGUGAAUUAAAUAAUCCUGGAUCAAAUACUACUUUAUCAACUUCACUUGCUGCUGAACCAUCAAGUGAAUUAAAUAAUCCUGGAUCAAAUACUAAUUUAUCAACUUCACUUGCUGCUGAAACAUCAAGUGAAUUAAGUAAUCCUGGAUCAAAUACUACUUUAUCAACUUCACUUGCUGCUGAACCAUCUACUUAUAGUGAGGAAAUAAUAGAAACAAUCGUCAAUUCAGAGAAAGUUUGGUCAACAAGUUUAUCAAGUAAUCCAAAAUAUUCAGUUUAUGAAGGUCCUAUAUCUGAAGAAAUUGCAACCGAAACUGAAAAACCAGAAUCAACUAAAACUAAAACUAAAGAAAUAAUCAAGAAGUCCACUACAGUAACAGUAGAUAAAUCAGAACCAACUCAUUCAAAAUCAAUUGAAUCUGAAGCUGCUACAGGCACUGAACAUUUAGUUGAUUACGAAAAAGCCAAAACUACAACAGUUAUUGUCAAAUCAAAGCCAGAUGAAAGUACCAAACCAGAUGAAAAAGUUUACAAAACUAUUGAAGAAGGAACAGUUUAUACAACCACUUUCACCACUGAAAUCGUUAAAGUUUAUACAGAAGAUGAAUCGAUUUAUGAAAGUGCUGAGUUAGUUACAUCUACUGUCACAAUUAAACAAUAUGGAGAUAUCAUUUAUGAAAGUGAUUAUACGAUCACGUCAACCAUCUUCUCAACAAUUACUGAAGUUAGCUCAGAAGAAAUCUAUAGUACAGAAGAGCCAAGUAUCGAAUAUUCAACCACAGAAGAUUAUUCAUCAGUACCACCUGCUGUUUUAUUGGAAGCUGGCUCAAAUCAAAAUCAAUUUAGUAUCAUGACUAUGAUCUUUGCAGCUUUAUCAAUUUUAAUAAUUUAG
This is a messenger RNA of Insectozyma verbasci, 2841 nucleotides long. The record is from the annotation of a GenBank genome assembly. NCBI's taxonomy places the organism in Eukaryota, Fungi, Ascomycota, Pichiomycetes, Serinales, Debaryomycetaceae.